This is a messenger RNA of Tetrahymena thermophila SB210, 1695 nucleotides long. Its product is annotated as D-alanyl-D-alanine carboxypeptidase family protein. Lineage: Eukaryota; Ciliophora; Oligohymenophorea; Hymenostomatida; Tetrahymenidae. The record is from RefSeq and is a predicted model, not a curated record. The transcript is spliced from 3 exons. Gene Ontology annotation, molecular function: serine-type D-Ala-D-Ala carboxypeptidase activity. Gene Ontology annotation, biological process: proteolysis.
AUGAAUGAUCAAAUGAAUUUUCUUGAAUAUUAAAACUAACAAAAUUUUAACAUAAACAAGAAAUAUAGACCAUUAACAAGUAAACCUCCUUUGAAAUUGGUUAAUAUUGCUUUAGGUAGAGAUGGGCGUAAUUUCAUAAACAAUAAAAAAGAAAAACUUCUUCCUCCUAUUGAAUCGAUACAAUUGUAAUUAAACUCUCGAUUAGCCUCAGCAUCACGCUGCUCAUCAAAUGAGAGAAAUAAAGAAAAUAUUAAUUUUCAAAAUAGACCCUUACUUCCUGUCAAAUCAGAUUCCAUAUCUAAUUUAAUUAACAAGAAAAGAAGCUCUUCUAACUAUAUAAGUAAUAACAAAGGUAAUACAAGCACCUAAUCAACCGCUUCUUCUUCAUCUUCAAUUUAAAAUGGCAGCAUUAGCACCAAAAAUAUAAACAACUUACAACCAAAUGCUAACUAAAAAUCUCCUUACCUAUUUAAGUAAGGCAGCAGCUGUUCAAUAUAAAGAUAAACAAAUACUCUAAAUACUGAAUAAUCCUCUAGUUAAUGCAGUCUAAAUUCUUUCGAAGACUAUAUUAACAAACCAAGAAAAUCAACUGUUAGUUAAAAUUAGAUCAAUAAUAAGUGCAAAGAAUAAAAGCCAUUAUCUGCAUAAUUUUCAAAAAAACCUAGGGUUCUAAGCGUAAAAAGAUCUCAAAACCCAGAUAUAACCUUACUCGAAAAUGCACACCCUUUAAUUGAAACUUCUAGCUGUCUGCCUAUACUAAAAAAGUAGAUUACAGCUUUUCCUCCAUAAGUCACUGCUAAAGCUUGGGCAUUAUUUGAUGGAAGUAGUGGUAAAUUUAUAGAUGGAAAAUGUGUUCACAAUCAAAGAGAAGUUGCAAGUUUAACUAAAAUAAUGACUUGCUACACUGUAAUAGAAUUUUUUGAGCAAAUUUUGUAAAAAGACAUGAAGAGAGUUUUUGUAAGAGUCUCUAGUCGUGCAUCUCAAACAAAUGGUACUUCUGCCAGGUUAAAAUACAAUAUGAUUAUAAGUAUAUGGGAUCUAUUAUAUGGAUUAAUGUUACCAAGUGGCAAUGAUAGUGCAGUUUGUUUAGCUGAGAAUGUCGGCAGCUUAAUGUACCUCUAUUAUGUUAAAUAAGAUAAUGAAAUAUUGUAAGAUGAAUUCAUUUACGAUGAGUAGCUAUUGCAUAAAAAGUUAGAACUUGAUUCGACUCCUAAUACAGGAAUGUAAAGAUUUUUGGUUCAAAUGAACAUUAAUGCUGUAAAUUUUGAGCUGAUUAAUACUAACUAUAGCAAUCCCCAUGGAUUAAAAAAUCCAUUGAAUAAAUCUUCAGCUUAUGAUGUUGCUAAAAUAUCAUGCAAUGCUAUGAAACUCGAGUCUUUUAAAAAAAUUGUUACAACAAAAAUUCAUACAGCUUAAGUAAAAGUAAAAAAUUAGUAGGGUUUAUAUGAAAAUGUAUCAUGGACAUGGGAAAAUACAAAUAAAUUACUUGAUAAAGGAUGGUCAGGAAUAAAAACAGGUAUUACUGAUGCAGCUGGACCUUGCUUAGCGAGCUGCAUAAAGUUUAAGGAUCCAAUUAAUGAAAUAAAUAGAUAUUUAAUAAUAGUAAUUUUGAGUGCAUAGAGUAUGGAUAUUAGAUGGUCUGAAUGCUAAAAAAUAGCAGCUUGGGCUGUUGAAAACUAUGAUCUCGAAAUUUGA